UUUUUUUUAUCCAGUCAGCCGAUCUCCAGGUCUGGCGAUAGCACUUUUAGCUUAGCUUAGCAUAGAUCAUUGAAUAUAAUUAGACCGUUAGCAUUCCCCUCAAAAAUGACCAAAGAGUUUCUAUAUUUAUCCUAUUUACAACUUGGCUCUUGUAGUUACAUCGUGUACGAAGACCGACGGAAAAUGAAAAGUUGCGAUUUUCUAGGCCGAUAUGGCUAGGAACAAUACUCUCAUUCCGGCAUAAUAAUCAAUCGACUUUGCUGCCAUAUGAUGGGUGCAGCAGGCGCAAUGAUAUCACACAGUGUCUGAAAAUAGUGCCCAGCUACUUCGUGUAGUUGCAGAGUUGCUGGGACUAUUUUCAGGCACUGUGUACUGUAAGAAUCUAUAGUCAAUUAACUACAGAAGAGUCAAGUUUUAAACUGGAAAGCUCUUUGGUCAUUUUUGAGGAAGAUGCUUACAGUCUAAUAAGAUUCAAUGAUCUAUGCUCAUACCCGGAGAUCGGCUGAAACUAUUUGAAAAUGGUAAAACCCAACUGUUUAACUCUAGGGAAGUUGGAAAAUGUUCCUUUAAGCUAGUCCUGGACUAAAAUGCAGGAGCUGUUUCGACUGAAAGUUGCACUGAGAUAUCUUAAAAUUUGUCAGUGUUAUUGUUUUGUCUCAAGAUGCAUACCAGUAAUGUUUUCAAAUCACAUCUAUAAAAGCUACUUAAAUUCCCUAAUCUAACUAAAACUUAAUCCUGGCUUAGUCUAAGACCUGUCUUGUGAAACUGUAUUCUCAGCAUGAUGCCUAUGGGCCAUUGGCUAAAUGUCUGAUGGACACGGCAAAACAAAAGUGGAAACACUUCAGGAGUUUCCAAGUAGUCAUCGGAUUGGUUGAUUUAUACAGGAUAUCCAGAAGACAUCUGUGUCACGUUCUUUAGGGUUCCACCUGGAAACAAAUAUGCUGUGCCACCAAACUACAAAAUCCAUUCUCCAUUCUCAAGUCCAGCAUUGCCUGAUGUUGUUCCUGAUGUAGGGCCGCGAGGCAUGAGAUGAUGUCCGCAAUAGGCGUGGAGGACGGGCUCUGCAUGGCGGCGGCUAUGUGUCUGGCUAUGUGACACUAUGUGACACUAGUGAAACCGAGUAAUUAGUAAUUAACCUUUUUUUUAACUAAUUCUUGUCUGAUCCCUGAUGCUAUUUCCAUAUGGAAUGUUAUACAAAUGGUUAAGAAUAAUAUAUUUGACCUUUUUCUCUGUAUUGCUUACAGGGCUGUCUUCAGGUGGGCCCACUAAGGUCCUCUGUGAUAACCUACUUAUUGGACUGGCCUUCUUAAUUUGCAUAUGAUUAAUGAAAAGAAAAACAUUUACGUCUCACGAAAUAAAAGUUAUUAAAAAGACAUGCAAAUUAAAGUGCAAAUAAUUAUCAGAUUUUGCAAGAAACCUUGUACAGUACUAAGUCAAAAAUAAAAGCAUCUGUAGAACUUUGGUCCACAGGAAGUUACAGAGCAUUGUUGAUUCUUGAUGUUUAAAGGUAUAGAUUAUCAUACCAUUACAUCUAAAAUGUAAUGAAAUAACAGAAAUGUUGUACUUCCAGCUAGGUAACUGCAAAUAUUAAAAUGUCCACACAAAAGUAUUACAAAGUAUAAAUGUAAUGAGGGUUUAGAAAUCACUCCAUGUAUGCUACAAACAUCUCCUCUAAAAAGACUCAGACAAAAUAUGUCUUUGGUUACCACUACAGCCCAUCAACUUACACUUUACUUGAUAACUUACUCUCAUUUAUUAGUCAGUCUACUACUACCUUCUGAAUUAUGGCCGUCUUGUUAUUUUGAACGCACAUUUGUGUUUGAGGUAAGAGAGGGAGGGGUUACUACUAGUGAGAGUAGAGGGUAGGUUUGAGUAUUUUGGCAGCACUUAAUGCUUAAGCGCAGGCUGUUGCACCAUGGUUCAUUAUUCUUUUCUCCUCCUUGUUAUCUCUUUGGCUGCUGGGAUGGAAAGUGAUAUUAUUGGAGGAAAAGAGGCUAAACCUCAUUCCAGGCCAUACAUGGCAUCUAUUCAGAUCAACAAACAUCACACAUGUGGAGGGAUGCUGAUCAGAGAAGAUUAUGUACUGACAGCGGCCCACUGUUUGAACCGUAGUGUCUUCUCUCGUAAAGAUCACUUUGAGGUUGUUCUGGGAGCUCACAACAUCACGCAGAAGGAGAAGAGCCAGCAGAGAAUCCCAGUGAAGAAAUACAUCCGACAUCCUAUGUUUGAACAGAACAACGAAAUUAACUACAGUUAUGAUAUCAUGUUACUAAAGUUGAAGAACAAAGCCAAACUGAGCAAAUAUGUGAAAGUUCAGCCUCUUCCUGAGAAGAAUGAAAAAACAACAGCUAAUGUUCAUUGCUCCAUUGCUGGUUGGGGGUUGAAAAGCCCAAAUGGAAACCAGCCAUCAGAUGUGAUGCGGGAAGUCAGUCUCAUAUUGGAGGAGAACUCAAUAUGUGAAAACAAGUGGCAGCAGUACUUCAACUCUGAGAGAAUGAUCUGCAGUGUUUCAGAUGGGAAACAUGCUUUUUGUAUGGGGGAUUCAGGGAGUCCUCUUAUCUGCAAUACCAAACCACAAGGAAUUGCUUCAUAUACCAUUAAUGGCGACUGUACAAAUGAAUCAUAUCCUCAAGUUUAUGUUAAAAUCUCCUACUUCCUCCCCUGGAUUAAAAAGAAAAUUAAAAUGAAUGAGUCAAUAAUGAAUUAAUUAAUUUUAAAUUGGGUUUUUGCAUUAAACAUAUUUUUUUCUCUUUUAGACUAAGUUUUUUUUUUUUUGCUAUUUUUUUUUCCUGCUGCAACUGUCAA
This is a messenger RNA of Carassius gibelio (silver crucian carp), 2805 nucleotides long. Its product is annotated as granzyme B-like. The coding region runs from base 1916 to 2707 and encodes 263 amino acids. Lineage: Eukaryota; Metazoa; Chordata; Actinopteri; Cypriniformes; Cyprinidae. Gene Ontology annotation, biological process: proteolysis. Gene Ontology annotation, molecular function: serine-type endopeptidase activity. The transcript is spliced from 5 exons. The record is from RefSeq and is a predicted model, not a curated record.